AGAUAGACAGACGCGUCGCGGGCGCGGGAGGCUGCGGGCGGUGCGGGCCCCCCGGCCUCCGCCAUCAAUGGGCGAGCGCGCGCCACCAGCUGCUGCCGCUGCAGCCUGCUCCCGCCGGCGCCGCAGCGCGAGCGGCCCGCUCCGGAGACAGCCUCGCGGCCGGAGUCGCUCACCUAGAUGUGCAGCCUGUCGGCGCUGGCGCGCGGCUGCCGGCCCGCGCCCGCGCCCGCCGCCAAGCCCUGCUGUCUGUGCUGGUGCUGCUGCUGCUCGUGCUCCUGGGCUAAGUGCCUGGCGGCGCGCGGCUCGGAGGGCGGCCCGGGCAAGAAGCCGCGCGAGCCCGGCCCGCAGGACCCGCUGCUCGCCGACGGCGACGCGCCGCCGACACUUGAGGAGAUCCAGAGUUGGGGACAGUCGUUCGACCGACUGAUGCGGAGUGCAGCCGGACGUAAAGUAUUUCGCGACUUCCUACGCGGCGAGUACUCGGAGGAGAACAUUAUGUUCUGGCUGGCGUGCGAGGAACUCAAGCGCGAGACCGAUCCCGACGCUGUCGAGGAGAAGGCGCGCUUCAUCUACGAGGACUACAUCUCCAUCCUGUCGCCCAAAGAGGUGUCACUGGACUCGCGCGUGCGCGAGGUCGUCAACCGCAACAUGGUGGAGCCCACGCCGCACACGUUCGACGAGGCGCAGCUGCAGAUCUACACGCUCAUGCACCGCGACUCGUACCCGCGGUUCGUCAACUCGCCGCUGUACAAGGCCCUCGCGCGCGUCUCCAGCGCCGACGCCGGCUCGCCGCCCUCGGGCUCGGCGCCCGCGCCCGCCGCGCCCGCCGCGCCCCAGUGACCCCGGCGGCGCCGAUGCCGACCGACGAGUGGGACUCUCUUCGAUACUGUUCGGUUCGCGAGCGCGGGCCGAGGUUCACGCCUGCCCGCGCCUAUUUUCUAUUCUGUAUAUAGUCUCGAUAUACGAGUACGUUGGUAAAACGGGUACUAAUUUUGUACAUAGUUAGCGUAAGUGAAAAAGUAGGUGCGCGAGCGGUUCGCCGCCGCGGCAACUUGGCUGGUCCACCUGCGCCCGCGCCGCGCCGGCCCGCAGGCCUACGUCGCACGUGCAGCUCGCACUAUUCUAGUUAGAAGCAAUAAUAAGGUGGACCAAUUAAGUUUGCCGGAGAGUCAACGAAUAAAAUUUGUUUUCAUGUAA
Molecule: messenger RNA, 1197 nt
Organism: Ostrinia furnacalis (Asian corn borer)
Lineage: Eukaryota; Metazoa; Arthropoda; Insecta; Lepidoptera; Crambidae
Gene: Dhit
Product: regulator of G protein signaling double hit
Exons: 7
Coding region: 178-840 (220 amino acids)
Source: RefSeq, a predicted model, not a curated record